AUGUCUUCAAGUGCUCCACUACAUACCGUACUCUUCCAAUACUCCUACCUCCUCCCCAUCGCCUUCCUUCUCUCCUAUACCCUUUACCAACGCUUCUUCUCCCCGCUCUCUCGCAUCCCCGGCCCGUUCCUCGCCUCCCUGACCCGUUGGUACCUCGUCUACCAAACGCGCGCCAACCACUACAACCGCACCGCGCAGCAUCUGCACGCCAAAUACGGCCCCGUGGUGCGCAUCGCGCCCGACGAGGUGAGCGUCGCGGACCCCGAAGCUAUCCGCAAGAUCUAUGGCGCUGGCAACAAGUUCAGGAAGAGCGAUUGGUAUUCGGUGUUCCAGGGUGGACGGAAGUUCGACCUCUUUGCGGGACGGGAUGAGAGGGUGCAUGGGCAGCAGAGGAAGAUGGUGGCCAGGGCGUAUACGAUGGAGACGCUGAAGGAUUUGGAACCGUACGUGGAUAAUUGCAUUGCGGUUUUGCGGCGAAAGAUGGAGGACGGUAUGGGGAAGAGCGUAGAUCUCGCCAAAUGGGUUCAACUCUUCGCAUUCGACGUUAUCGGCGAAGUCACCUGGUCCACCUCCUUCGGCUUCCUCGAAGCCGCCCGCGACGACGGCACCUUCAGCACCAUCAUCGAUAUCAUCGAGUCGGGCGCUUGGCUCGGUCAAGUCCCCUACAUCUUCACCCUGCACGAGCUGCUCAAGCCCUACAUCGGCAGCUGGCUCGGGGUCAACGCGCGGCAUGGGGGGCUGCGCAACUUCGCUCUGCGCGAGACAGCCAAGCGCAAGGAGAACCCCGGCGGCAAGCGCGACAUAGUUUCGCGACUAUUCGAAACGCACGAGAAGCAGCCCGAGGAGUAUACCUACGCGGACGUCGUGAGCAUGGCGACGAGUAAUAUCAAUGCGGGGAGCGAUACUACGGCGAUUACUAUACGCGCUAUUCUGUACUAUUUGCUGAAGAAUGCGGAUGCGCAAGCGAGGUUGGUUGGGGAGAUUGAUGAUGCGAGGAGCUGCGGCGAACUCAGCAACCCGGUAACCUUCGAUGAGGCGAUGAAGCUCAAGUACCUUCAAGCCACUAUGCACGAGGGCCUCCGCAUGCAUCCAGCUGUUGGCAUGAAUCUUCCGCGAGUCGUUCCCCCUGGUGGGACGGAGAUUGGAGGUUACUAUGUCCCUGGGGGGAAUGUGGUCGGUGUCAAUGCAUGGGUGAUGCAUUUGAACAAAGACAUCUACGGGGACGACGCAGAUAAAUUCCGCCCGGAGCGGUGGCUGGAGAGGGAUACAGGGGAUAUGUUGCGAUAUUUCAUGUCCUUCGGCGCCGGCUCACGAGCCUGCAUCGGACGCAACAUUUCCUGGCUCGAAAUGUCCAAACUCAUCCCCACGCUGUUCCUAAACUACACCAUCGAGCUCGUUGAUCCUUCUAAAGACUGGUCCGAGGAGUGCACAUUUUUCGUCCAGCAGAAAGACAUUGACGUUUAUUUGAGGCCCAGACCAGAUCCUGCUGGGCAGGCUUGAAGUGGGAAAUUUGUUUUGGGGAUGCCGGAGUGGAGAGAAUGUUGAGUGGGCGCAAGGAUAGGCUGUCGUUUCCCUGUCUACGCUUUGGGGUGGAACGUUCCCCACGGGAAUAAUAUGUCAGAAUGUUUACGU
Trematosphaeria pertusa is the source of this 1632-nucleotide messenger RNA. Its product is annotated as cytochrome P450. The transcript has 5 exons. The record is from RefSeq and is a predicted model, not a curated record. Gene Ontology annotation, molecular function: monooxygenase activity; heme binding; oxidoreductase activity, acting on paired donors, with incorporation or reduction of molecular oxygen. Bases 1 to 1500 code for a protein of 499 amino acids. NCBI's taxonomy places the organism in Eukaryota, Fungi, Ascomycota, Dothideomycetes, Pleosporales, Trematosphaeriaceae.